Messenger RNA from Daktulosphaira vitifoliae (grape phylloxera), 7464 nucleotides. RefSeq names its product DNA N6-methyl adenine demethylase (gene Tet). Gene Ontology annotation, cellular component: nucleus. Gene Ontology annotation, molecular function: DNA 5-methylcytosine dioxygenase activity; zinc ion binding; DNA binding. The transcript is spliced from 18 exons. Gene Ontology annotation, biological process: positive regulation of transcription by RNA polymerase II; oxidative demethylation. The coding region runs from base 220 to 5907 and encodes 1895 amino acids. Lineage: Eukaryota; Metazoa; Arthropoda; Insecta; Hemiptera; Phylloxeridae. The record is from RefSeq and is a predicted model, not a curated record.
ACCGUACACCUAAGCCACAGUCGUGUCGAGGUGCGUGGAUAGCUUAGUGCGCGCGCGUUUGAGUGUAUGUUCGGUGUGAAUUUGACGAAAAAAAAAUUAUUUUAAUUGUUAUUUUUCUUAAUUUGGACUUCAUUUAAAAAUCAUCGAAUGAGAAAAUAUUUUAAUGAAAGUUAAACGUGACGAUAUGGGCACGUGACGCUGGCUGCGACAUCGGCUAGUAUGAGCGAGGGUGGCGGGGAGGCAAUGGCCUCUUACGGUACGGCGGGAUACCCGCCGACUCAGCCUGCCACCCCGUCAUCUACAGUGCCGGAAUCCAAGACGCCAGGCCCGGCUCCUGGUCUUCCGCCGUUUAGUUCGUUCUCGGCGGUAGAACUGGCAGAGGGUCUAGGCGCUCGUUUGGGUCCCGGCGACGGCUACGAUCCGACCAACGGUCGCAUUAUGGACAUGCACUGGGAUUAUAAUCCAGACGGACUUCAUCGUCCAGAUCUGUACCCAACAACUAUGAUCAUACCACAACCACAGUCUUAUAGGCCAUGGGAAAGUAAAUUGGAUGGCAGCAAUUCUCAAGACUCCAUGUCGAAAGGAUCGUUUGAUUACCCAUCGUCACCCGCCGGUAGUAAGUUGCCGUCUUUUCAAUCUCAGUUCAACUUUCAAACCGAACAACAGCAACAUCCGGAAACGGUGUCACUAACUACAUUGACGCCAGCAGCUGUAUCGCCUAAUCAAUCACCCGGUUUACCGAGUUUUCAUACAUUGUCAACAGUUAACGUAGCAGCCGCUGCACCUCGGGGCUAUCCAACGUUAGUGCCGGGUAUUCAACAACAAUUUCUCGAUGAUCGAGCCGGUACUAUACAUCUGUUUCAAAGUCCACAGUAUCCACCUCCUCCACCUCCACCACACGCUUUUGCGCCCCAGAACCACCAUCAAAGUACAAUAAUACAAGGCAAUUUUAUGGGAGCGCCACAUCAUCAGUCUAAUCAAGCCACUCUUUUGACAGUAGUGAAGACUGAACCGGUCGCUAUUGUUUCCGCUCAAAUUCCCAGUCAUAUUUAUCAGAACGCUGGCGGUACGUAUAUCGAUUCGGUAAAAAUGGAGGACACUCUAUCGCCGAGAGGCUUGCAAGAAUCGCGUAAAAAAGAACGGAGAAAAGUACGAGCAUCUAGUAUGGAUAGUUCUGUGGAAAGUGAUGGAGUAGGAAGUUCAAGUGUGGAAAGCUCGGGACAGGUAGCUGCGAUUAGUAGUACUGCCGGAUUCAAGUCGCCGCUUGUACAGCACAAUAUAUCAAAUAUGUCUAGUGGAGGAUCCAUGAUGGAUUCUGAUCAUUGCGAGAAUGGUAGCAAUGGACUCGAUAAACAGACUAAGAAGAAACGAAAACGAUGUGGUGAAUGUAUUGGAUGUCAGCGAAAAGACAACUGUGGCGAUUGCGCUCCAUGUCGCAACGACAAAAGUCAUCAAAUAUGCAAGAUGAGGAGAUGCGAAAAGCUCACUGAUAAAAAGCACCUUCUCUAUCUGACCAACGAAUCCUACCCUAGAGGGGAAAAUCGAAGAGGGCGCGGAAAAGGAAGCCGAGCGUCUUAUAGAAACAAGGGAAAUCGUUCAAUAUCUGGAAAUCCGAGUACACCUCAACCAUCCCCCGGACCAACAACUCCGUUAAACGGAGCUCCGAAUUCCCCCGUGAUUAUGAACGAUUCUCAUCACAAUAAUUCGUUAUCUGGAGCUGUACUGACUACGAACGGAAACGGAUUCUACAGUAACCAACCGGUUAGUAUAAUGGAAUCGGAUCCCAAUGGUAUUGCUUUCAGGGAUAAUAGAUUUGGAACACCGGCGACGGUAUGGCACUCAACCGAUGGAAAUGCAUUAGGUUGGACUGCUGUCACUCAAGCUCCUCAACCUCAGUAUGUAGGCCAACAAAUUCAAUUGGAAGAUAUCCGAUACCAUUCGCCUGCAAAUACAUUACAUUAUUCCGCUCAUGCUCCACCGAACGUUUAUAAUCAGCCGGGGUACCAAACGGUAAGUGCGGCUCAAACCCCAACCACCGGUUUUAUUCAAGUGAGCAACGGAUUUGCGCAACAGCCUACCCAAGUUACCACCAGUUCAUUGAUGAACGGCGUAGCACCCACAAUUAAUGGUAACGUCGAAUAUUUAGAAGCUCCCGGUAGAACCGAAUUCACAGUGAACGGAACAUCAAAUUAUAAUCAUAUUCCUCAGACUGGACAAGAUCAUUCACCUACGUCACAAAAUAUGGAUUCAACAAAUGACACAUCUUCCAAAGUUAUAACGCACAAUGGCUUUAGUCAACCUGGUGCGGGAAACGCGAUACCUGGGUACCCACUUCAACAACCUCCCCAAUCACAACAGAGUUUACACAACUCUAAUGGGUACCCAGGUAAGAACGACGGAAAUUCCGUAGGGGAGGAAAGAACCCGAAUUUCAGAUUCUCCAGCUACUGGUGUGUGGGGACAAUCUAACAAUCAAUAUGACCCAUCGCCUCCAUCAUCUGAUAAAAAUAAUUUGAAUAGUAGAAUUAAGUCAAUGAUUUUAAACAAACAACAAUAUCAGCAACAUUAUAUACAAGAUCGUUCUCAAGAUCAACAACAAACACAGCACCAAGUGUCUAGAAGUCCUCAGCAUCAACAAUAUAUUACAGAUCAAUUGAGUCCAAAUGAUCAGAAUAAUCGUCAGCAACUACAUCAACAAGCACAGUUACAAUUACAACAACAAGUUCAACAGCAACAGGCUCAUCAACAAGCUCAACAACAAGCAAAGCAACAAGCACAACAACAAGCGCAACAAAGUGCUGCACAACAUCAGCAAUACUUAAAUGAACAAUAUCAAAAUGAACAAAGACAUAGUCCUUUAGAGCAAAAUAAUCAUGUGAAAAUGCAUCACCAACAAAUGCAACAGCAGCAUCAACAGAUGCAACAACAACAACAGCAUCAGCAGCAACAACAGCAACAACAGCAACAACAGCAGCAACAGCAACAACAACAACAACAAUUGCAGCAACAACAACAGCAGCAGAAACAGCAACAAUUGCAGCAGCAACAACAACAACAACAACAACAGCAUCAUCAAAAUAUGCAGCACAUGCAACAACAAUUACAACAUCAGCAACACGUACAUAGGCAGCAAAUAAUGCAACUGCAUCAAGAUGCAAAAAGUCCUUUAGACCAAAAAGAUCAUCAGCAAUACAUGGUUGAUACUAAACAAAAUUUAAUUAGCAAUAAUUUUUUAGUCCAAGGCCACCAUCCUCGGAGCUUAGCUACUGAGGGUGGUGGCUUUUAUACGGAUAUCAGACGAUAUCCGAAUCACCAUCACCAACAGCAACUUGAACACAUCAACAACCAAAAAUUUAUUAAACAAUCUAAAUUAGAAAUAAAAAGAGAAGCGAAUAAUAUUCCGUAUGAUGCCAGUAUAAAAAUAUUACCUUUUGGAAAUGAUCCCCAAGUAACUGUAAAUAACAAUUAUGUAUUUUGUGACAAUGGUGGACCUAUUUCAGUUAAAGAAGAAGUCGAUCCCUGGUGUCGCCAUUCAGGUGAAAUAGAUACUUCAAAACAUCUAUCUGAUGCAUGUCAAAAGCUAAUAACUCAAGAUGAAUUUAUAGAUCACGGUGAAAUUAAACAAGAAACCACUCCCAAUAGUUCAUUUACUUACGAUCAAGAAGAGAAAUUAAAAAAUACUGUAAAAAAUCAAGUUUCGGAGUGCGACUGUUUCCCAGAUGACCAAGCUCCGCCCGAACCAGGUCCUUUUUAUACGCAUCUUGGUUCUGCGUGUAAUUUAACAGAGUUAAGAAAUAUCAUGGAAACCAUGUCUGGUAUAAAAGGAAAAGGAAUUCGAAUGGAAAAGAUCUUAUACACGGGCAAGGAGGGUAAAACAGCACAAGGAUGUCCACUAGCCAAAUGGAUAAUACGACGAUCAUCGACUGAAGAAAAAAUUUUAUUGGUCGUUAAAAAUCGCAAAGGACACAAGUGUGAACAUUCUUGGAUUGUUGUGUGUAUAGUGGCAUGGGAAGGUGUUUAUUCUGAUGAAGCUGAUUCUUUGUAUUCAAUGCUUUCCAUCAAGCUUAAUAAAUUUGGAGUACCUACUACUAGACGAUGUGGUACAAAUGAUCCACGUACGUGUGCGUGCCAAGGAUUAAAUCCAGAUAAGUGUGGGGCUUCAUUUUCCUUUGGAUGUUCUUGGUCUAUGUAUUACAAUGGUUGUAAAUAUGCUAGAAGUAAAGAUGUGCGAAAAUUUAGACUGUCCGUCAGAUCUGAGGAACAAGAAUUAGAGGAAAAAUUGCAGUCAUUAGCCACGUCAGUUUCGCCGUUAUAUAAGUCAUUGGCACCACGGUCAUUUAGUAAUCAAAUUCAAUGUGAACGUGAAGCUUCUGAUUGUCGACUUGGAUUUAAACCAGGUCGACCUUUUGCAAGUGUAACUGCUUGUAUUGACUUUUGCGCUCAUGCUCAUAGAGAUUUCCACAAUAUGAAUAAUGGAUGUACAGUGGUUGUCACAUUAACUAAACAUCGUGGUUUGGAAAAACCUGACGAUGAACAACUACACGUUCUUCCUCUAUAUGUCAUCGAUAAUUCGGACGAAUUUGGAGACGAGCAAGCUCAAAGCGAUAAAUUCAAAAACGGGUCGAUCGAAAUGUUAUCUAAAUUUCCUUGCGAAGUGCGAGUCAGAUCUGUGCCACUUACUCCAUGUCGAAAAAAAAAACAAAAAAAUUUUGAAGGUGAAUCACCCAAGAAAAAACAAUCUAACUCUUUGUCACAAAAAAAAGAGAAAACUUAUGAUGCACAAGUCCAAAGUUCACAGGUUUCUUCAACAGUUAUUGACAGCCCAACAAUGAGUAUGUAUCAGCAUUGGAACCAACAAGGUCUUUUGGGACAGAGUUCAGCUCCUGAUUUUUACAGCAGUCAAGAAUAUAGUAAUUUAAAUAGCCCAAUAACAAUUUACUCGAACAUAAUGAAUAAUACCGAUUCAAAACUUCAUAGUCGAUCUUUGUCAAAUGACUACAAUCACGUUCGGAAUCUAUGGCCACCUGUUGGGGGUGGUUUGCCUGGUGGUAAACCUAUAAAACCGGAGUUAGGGAGUAUUUCACCGUUGCUUCAAAAGCCUUCUAAUUAUUGUAACCAAUCUACCAGUUAUGAGCAAAACAAAGUAGCAACAAUCGAGGUGACGAAUAUCAACAAAAAUAAUUAUUACAAUAAAUCUAGUCAAGUCCGACCUAGUCUGACACAUGUGGCUACUCCACAAAAUGUUUCACAUGGUAACUCGCUCAUUCGACACCCUUCGAACUUAUAUCAACCAAUGAUGGCUGAUCACCAUUAUUGGCCAACCUAUCUUAAUGUUAUGCCGCAGCAAUUCUAUCAUCAAGACUCAACAAUUAUGUACGAUCAGGGGAUGUCUCAAUACCAGCUUCAAAAGUGGGAUUUAUACGGACCGACACCGUACUUCCCCUCAGUUGUUGCACCUGCUGAAACGGCAACACAUAAACUUGAUUCCCUAGGUGAAGUGACUGAUUUCAUUGAAAACAAAGAAUGCUUUAAAGAUCCCGAAAUGGGUGGAGUAGCUAUUGCCCUUAGCCAUGGUUCUGUGCUCUUCGAAGUAGCAAAACAUGAAUUGCAUGCUACCACGGCGCUGCGGAAACCAGACCGGUUACAUCCAACUAGAAUAAGUUUAGUUUUUUAUCAGCACCGUAACCUGAAUCGACCAAAUCACGGAUGGGUCGAAUGGGAAGAAAAAAUGAAGGUGCGAAAAAUGGGAUCUACUACUUGUAACAACACUACUGCGAAUGCGUACACUCAAACAGCAGGAGACCCGACAUUGGCCACAAAUACAACGACAACGUGGACAACAUUAUUCCCCAUGCAUCCGUGUAUGGUAACUGGUCCAUACCAGGAAAAGCCGUCAAAAUUUUGUUGAGUAUCGCAGUGAUUUUGUCCCCUGUUUUAUUAUUAAUACUAUUAUUAUUUCUUUUUAAUUUAUUAUUCUUUUCUUUUUCUUGAAUUCCACUGAAUGCCAAAGAUGCUAAAGUAAUAACGUUUUAUAAUUGAAACGAAAAUUUAAAUUUAAUUACUCAUUACGAUUAAGGAAGAUAACUAAAUGGUUUUAAUUAUCAAUUUUUAACCACAAUUUUUGUUGUCAAUUGUUUUACUUUUUGUUUUAAUUUAUUUUUAUUUUUUGUAUAUAUUAGACAAUUAAGACCCUUCUUAAAAAAAUAUAUAUUGUGUGUAUUAUUUUUAUAGAUACUUUUUUCGCGUAUGAUUCCAAAUACUUAGUGUUUUUAUUUUUGUACUUUAAAUUAUCACGUUUACGUGUAUGUAUAUAAAUUAUCAUUGAUGUAUUUGAGAUAUAUUAAACAGUUCUGAUAUUUUAUGAACUGAAAAUGUCAAGUUUGGUUGUAAAUCGCCAACUUUAUCGCCCACAAGUUUUAAAUGACUGAUUUAUCAGUUCCCUAUAUUUUGAAAUGUAAUUGUAAUGUAAUUUGUGUUCAUUGAAGAGAUCUCUACGGUCGUUACUAAAAACCCACCCGACUUAUUAGUUUUAGAAUAAAAAAUUCAAGUAAACUUACUUUAAAAUCAGAAUUAAAAAUAUGAAAUACAUGGAAUUUGACUGAUUAGGAGGUAGUUUAUCUAUCAUAGGUAUAUAGUGUGUGAAUUUCUUAGUAUUAUAGAAACACUUAUAAAUUAUAAGUCAUAAUCAUAGUAUAAUGUAUACUCAAACGCUCAUAAAAUUUUUGUAAUAAUUUUUAUUUAGAAUAAUAAAAUGUAUACAUUUUUGUAAAAACAGUGAUUCAACAUGAACAGUUUCACUAUAAAUAUUUUAAAUAAAUGAUUAAAUUUAUAUAAAUAAUAUAUAAAUAUAUAUUUUUGGAAGACUUUUUUUUAGGGAAAAAAUAUAUGAAAAUUUAAUUAUAUGUUAAAUUUCAAAUAAAUAUUUUAAGAUGUUGCAAUUUUUGUAUUCUAAACGAAAAAUAAUGAUGUUAAUUGAAUAUUACUAAUUAUUAUUGUGUGUUUCAUGACAGAUCUAAGUCAUAUUUUAUGAUUGUGGUAGUAUGUCAUGUAAUUUUAAUCGAACCAUUGGUGAAGUUAUCGAGCACUGAGCUUUUUUAAACGAUGAGUACAAAAAAAUAAUGUUUUUAUUUUAUACCUAACAUUAAACAAUUUUUCACAUGAAAUUUCAUUUUAUUUUAAAUUUUCUACAAAACAUUUUUCUCGUUAAAAAAGCCUGUCUUCCAAUGUGUUUUUUGUUUGUUUUGAACCGGUAAAUAAUUUCUAGUUUUUAUGUAUAAAUUAAUUUAAUUAUAUUAUAAUUGUAUUUUUUUUUUUUUUGUAAUCUUAUCCCUAUUUAAUUUAAUUUAUUUUAAGGCUUAUUUAUAUACACCAUCAAGAAACUAUUGAAUUUAGCAUUGUAAGUUAAUCGAAUGUACCUACCAAUGAAUUUCUCUUGAAUAAAGAGUUUGUACACACUUAUAAAAUA